AUAUCAUGGAAAUAUUUAACGACCGCAGCCUAGGCAGCACGUCAUGUAUAUUUUUGGAAACGGGUUACCGUAUAAAAGCCAGCAGUCAUUUGACUAGAUCCUUCAUCAACUUAUUCUUUUACACCCAUCUACCAUCUUUAUCAUUUUCAAACAAUGGGUCUCUUCUCUGAUGAUUCUGACCAGGCUCAAGCUUGGGAUCAAGUAAACAACGCUCCUCACAAGGCUGAGCUCUCCCAUGAACUGCUCGCUGCUGCCGCCUCCUACGAGGCCGCCAAGGCAUACGAGAAACAUGUUGCAGACAAUGGCGAGCCUGAUUCGCACGCAACAAGAAAUGAGCUUCUUGCUACCUUUGCUGGUGGUUUCAUUGAUCGUAUCGUUGAAACCAAGGGACUCGACUUCAUCGACAAGGAGAAGGCUCAGUACCACGCAAAGAAGCAGCUAGAAGCUCAAUUCUGAACGAUUUAAACACAAGCAACAGAAUGUAUAUACAUAUCUAUGUAAUAUAAAAACAAAUGCGUUACAACAAAUGACAUUUGAACUUGGCUUCUCA
Messenger RNA from Lentinula edodes (shiitake mushroom), 550 nucleotides. RefSeq lists its product as uncharacterized. The coding region runs from base 154 to 456 and encodes 100 amino acids. The transcript is spliced from 4 exons. Lineage: Eukaryota; Fungi; Basidiomycota; Agaricomycetes; Agaricales; Omphalotaceae. The record is from RefSeq and is a predicted model, not a curated record.